GUCUCUUUCUCCAAAUCUUGCUAAACGAACGGACGCGUGCGCGGAAGUAUAAAAAUAUAAAAAAGCGAAAUAAUGGCUAAUCGUACGGAUAAGGUAAAAUCUUCCCAGAAAAUCGAAGAUCAAGUGUUGGCAUUGACUGGUGCCAUGCCGAAAAUCAAGCUCUAUGAUUCUUUUACUGCCUUGUUCUACCGCGAGGGAUCGGAGAUCCUCUGCACUGGAAUUGACAAGGACAAGGUGGUUAGAGUAUUUGACGACGAGAGCACUUUGGCUGAUGAAAUCAAACUCAUGCAAGCGUUUGCCAAUGACGAUGUCGUCGAGGUCAAAAUUUACGUUUAUGAUAGAGAUGCAAAGGGGGAAGAUCAGAAGGAGGAUGAGCAGAAGAAGCCAGAAAAUAAGGAGGAGGAGCAACUAGUGGUGGAGGUGAACCCCAGCGAGGUGGACCUAGAGGAGCUGGACUAGUGUCCCGAUCAGAGAACAAAGUGAAAUCCAAGAAGGAGUCUACACAAUUUGCGCAAUUUUCAUCUUUUGCGCUCAAGAAAUCAACACAAAAACAUUCGAAAAAUGUGUUAAAUAUCCAUGAAUAAAAUAAUCCACUCAACACUGUAUAUGUGAA
Messenger RNA from Drosophila serrata, 613 nucleotides. RefSeq lists its product as uncharacterized. NCBI's taxonomy places the organism in Eukaryota, Metazoa, Arthropoda, Insecta, Diptera, Drosophilidae. The record is from RefSeq and is a predicted model, not a curated record.